AUAUAUAAAAAAUCAAAAGUGAUAAUUUGACAAACUUCAGAGAUUAUUUGUGAUAAAAAUCUUUUUAAAAAUUAUGUGAAAAUUUUCCGAAUUAACUCUUGAAUUUGACAGAAAAGACAAACAAUCAGCUUUCAAAAUCAAGUUCUCACCUGGUUCGAAAUACUGCCGUCGAUGACCUCAACUUUUUAAAUAAGCCGGCUCCCACAACUUUACCAAACACUUUUGCCGGCAGAAUUUUUUUUUAAAGCUGCUUUGUAUUUAAGCACAGCAAUCCCAAACCCUAAUUCAAGCCUUGUUCGCUCAAAGCAACUCGUAAGUAUCACUUGAGCAACUUAAUUAUUCAGCUGCCUUUUAGCUAUCAAUGAAGUUCCCCUUUUAUAGAAGCAUCUGCUCCAAAAAAAAAAAAAAAAAAGUUUCCCCUUCCAUCUCCUUCCUGCUCGAUCUUCUUCUUCUUCGUCUUCUUACGUUUCUUCUGUGACCCAUUCAUCAGCACCUAAAUGGCUUCCUCUGCUUCUUCAACCCCUACUAUAUGGACGCAUGAUGCGUUUCUCAGUUUUAGGGGUGAAGACACCCGAACUAGUUUUACGGACCAUUUGUACCUUGCUUUGAUCCAGAAAGGAAUUCGUACCUUUAGGGAUGAGGAAAACCUGAAGAGGGGAAAAUCCAUUGGCCCAGUACUGUUGAAAGCAAUUGAAGAAUCUAGAUUUGCCGUGGUCAUUCUUUCAGAGGACUAUGCUUCUUCAGGAUGGUGUUUAGAUGAACUUGCGCAUAUUAUUGUUGAGUGCAAGAAAGAGAAGGAACGCGAAAUUUUCCCGGUUUUCUACCACAUCAAACCAUCCGAGGUGAGAAAUCAAACUGGAAACUUUAGCCAGGCCUUUGCUAAACAUGAAGAAAAUUUCAAGGGCAAUAUGGAGAAGGUGGACAAGUGGAGGAAAGCUUUAGGGGAAAUAGCCGAUAUCCGGGGAUGGGUUCUGGAUAAAGACAGGGAACAAUUGCUGUUCACGGUAUAUUCCUAACCUUGCCUGCAAAGGAAGAUAUAGAGUUGGAUGCUGAUCCAUUCUCAAAUAUGCGCGGACUAAAAUUGUUGAAGAUUUGUAAUGCCAACUUUUCUGAAUGUCCUGAAUAUUUCUCUAGACAGUUACGGCUUUUGGAAUGGCAUGAAUAUCCUUCAGAGUCCCUACCCCCAAGUUUUCGGCCAUCUUCCCUUGUUGAACUUAGGUUGCCUAACAGCCGCAUUAAACAACUAUGGCAUGAAAUGCGCGUUCCUAUGAUGGAAAAGUUGACGCUAAUCGAUCUUUCCAACUGCAAAUGCUUGACCAAGACCCCAGACUUCAGUAAGGUCCCAAAU
Prunus persica (peach) is the source of this 1348-nucleotide messenger RNA. RefSeq names its product TMV resistance protein N. The coding region runs from base 498 to 1016 and encodes 172 amino acids. Gene Ontology annotation, biological process: signal transduction. The record is from RefSeq and is a predicted model, not a curated record. Lineage: Eukaryota; Viridiplantae; Streptophyta; Magnoliopsida; Rosales; Rosaceae. The transcript is spliced from 3 exons.